Molecule: messenger RNA, 3224 nt
Organism: Bursaphelenchus xylophilus (pine wood nematode)
Lineage: Eukaryota; Metazoa; Nematoda; Chromadorea; Rhabditida; Aphelenchoididae
Source: the annotation of a GenBank genome assembly
AUGAGACCGAGCUGUCUUUCGCCGGCGUCGCAGAUCCGUUUGGCGGCCGACUUUCAGCGCUACAGUACCAGCGACGAUGAUUCGGGAUGCGUGAUGGAUGAAUACGCGUGGGUUCCCAGUGGAUGCAAGCCUGAUAUGGUACGUUGAUUUUGUAGUCGUUUUUCUCGUAGGGUACCCCAUAGAUUUUUUUCAAAUUUUGUACGAAUUUUGUGUAUGGACUGUAGUUUAUAGUUUGGAAAUUUUAGGCUGUUCUUUAUGUUUGCAGCGAAGAUAUUACGCAAUGUUGCAAUUUUUGCGAGAGACCACGUAAAAUAUAGAGAUUGGGUCAGAAAAGAAAAGCUUUUUUUUCAUCUGUCUUUGUGAAUAUUGCACAUGAAAAUUUGAGUUUCCAAAGAGCCACUGCAUUUUUUCAGUAGCAAACCCUCAUUUUGUCAUUCCAAAAUUUGGAAAUUUCCAAUUUCAGGGCACCCUCUUUUUGCCCACUUUUCACACUGACUUUUUUUGAAUUUUUCAUUGUUUUAAUGACGUCACUAUUCUUCCAGGUCCACUCCUACUUUUCCUCGCUACCAAACGACAAGGUCCCAUACGUGAAUUCAGCCGGAGAGCAGUGGAGAGUCAGCCAACUGAAGCGUCAACUGCCGCCUCAAGACUCGGACCCAAGCUACUGUUUGUCGCUGAGCGAGGCCGAGGCGCAGCAAUUGCUUCAGUUCGAAGCUGUGAGGAAACGACAAUGCCUCGGCAAAGGCGUAAUCCGGCCACAUUUGCCCUUCGAAAAUCAACGGCGAUAUUGUCAUCAGGUAGGGUGUGAUAAACAAGGGAAAGGCUCAAAGUGGGACGCUCAGAUUUGAACGAAACUAGGGACAAAAUUAGAUUGUAGCUUUCUAAAAGAUAUGUGAAAUUUCCAGCUCGUUUUUGGCGGAAACUGCAGAGAUUUUUGGGUCGAAAAUUGGAAAAAUAUGAGACAUUUCUUUGCAACUUUUGGCGUAAAAAGUUUGGUAUUUAGUCAAAAACUGCAGUUCAAUUGCAAAUUUAUGAGUAAAUUAGCCAGCCCUAUUGUGUGACCAAAUCCCAUUUUUGUCAUCGACCAGCUGGGUCAUAAAUCAAAAAAUUUGGGGUUGGCCCGCACUGCUCUACCGCGCUCGCCUCGCAUUUCAGCGGACGCCAUCUGCGCAUUAAACGGGUUAAUCAUGCAUUACAAAUAAGAGCGAAAAUUGUAGAAAUGAUGACAAAAAGUGAGCAAAAUGUUUCCAAAAUCGCCCUAAGGUUAAUUUUAAAUCAGCCAAAAAACGGAUUUUAAGUACCGAAGAAUUAAUUUUAAAUACCAAAAAAUUUCAGUGUAAGCAAUCAUUUGGCGCGGACGACAUGGUGAUCGAGGCGCCGGAACGCUUCGGAAACCGGGCCUUUUGGCAUCCCAAGUGCUUUGUUUGUGUGGAGUGCACCGAGCUGUUGGUAGACUUGAUCUACUUCAAACACAACGACAACGUGUUUUGCGGCCGACAUCAUGCGGAACAGCUGAAACCACGGUGUGCGGGUUGUGAUGAGGUGAGGAAUUCUUUCCGAUUUUGCAGCCACUCCGUUCAUUAUAGUGAAAUACCUGAUCCAGAGACAAAAAACGUACCAUUUUGUAUCCGGGAAGUAUCAAAAAUGUGGCAAAAUACUUCCCUCUCCAAGUGAAAAAACUUCGUUUUGAAGGGCGCGCCCUUUCCCUCACAAAAAGAGCGGGCGCGCUUUUGAAAUCUGGGUUUUUUCAUUCGCAGAGGGAGGUAUUUUGCCGCAUUUUUUGAUACCUCCUGGAUGCAAAAUGGUACGUUUUUUGCCACUGGAUCAUGCCCCCACUGUACGUAGGAAAACAGAUACCAACGAUCUCAAUAUUUCCAACUAAUUCUCCCCAUCAUUUCAGCUGAUUUUCAACGAAGAAUGCACCGAAGCCGAGGGCCGAAUGUGGCACAUGAAACACUUUGCGUGCGGCGGUUGCGACUGCCAAUUGGGCGGCCUGCGCUACGUGGUGAAGGACACCCGACCCUUCUGCAUCACCUGCUACAACCAGCUCCCGCAACCCAUCCAGUGCAACACCUGCGGCGGCGAGAUUCAGGCCAACGAGCCGCGCAUCACCCAAGGCGAGGUGCAUUGGCAUACGGACGAGCGGUGUUUCGCGUGCAUUGGGUGUGCGAAAAAGUUGUUGGGCAGCAAGAAGUACUCGAUUAUCGGGAAUGGGCUGUAUUGCGGGCCGAACGGAUGUGAGCGGAGGAUCCGGCGCGCCAAGAACGGAGAGAAUCAACGGAAUUUCGGGCCGAUUUCGGCGAGAAUCCGAGGCGUUAGUCCGGAUCAAGUGGUGAUGGGGGGUGUGAGCCCUGGAAGUGCGAGAAACAGUGGGAAUUCGUCGAUGAAUGGGGGGAUAAGCCCUCGAAACGGCCUGAAUACCCCUAUGUUUACUGGAAAGCCCAUUUCGCCGAUGCUGACGGUCGAUCCGGCACAUCUCCGACCUCCCGGACCACCUCCAUUGAGGUCGCCACCAUUGCCGCCACAGACCUCAUUCCAUCAGCAAACUCCCCCCGAGAAUAUCUACGAAACAGUGGCGUUGCCGGAGACAAAACCCCGCCGAUUCCGCCGGCGAAUCCAUCGACCGGUCGUAACCGACGACUCGGAAGUGGAAGAGUGGGAUUCCACGUCGUCUUGCAGCAGCUCCAACUGGACGCACGCGAGGACCCAUCGGAACCGGCGAUCGUUGAGUAUGGAUGGCUGUACGGCCAAGUUGAACAACGUCGACGGCUGCAGCUAUGAUGACUUGGCCUUGGAGGAGAUGAAUUUGAAGAAUGGAAGGAGUGGGAGAAGGGCGCGUCCGCAGAACUUCUAUUCCGGAAUGCCGCCGAAUUUCGGAAGGAGAUCAAGGUAAGCAAGGGAAAAAAUUAACCGUCAAGAGCAAAAUUAACAUCUCCAAACUUUCUCAGCAUAAUCUUUUAGAGCCUCAUUUCUAACCGCUCUUUAUUUCCAGCUACACCACAACAUCCGAGAGCGACUCCGAGGACGAGAUUUACAUGGGGAAAUACGAUUCGGUGAAUGCGUCACUAACUCCCCGACGUCGUCCCGCUCAGCGACAAGCCCAUUACGAAAAACAACCUCUUCCAGCGCCAAAUCCAACUUCGGUUCGACGCCGAGCCGGCCCCAAACAAUUGAAUGCCCGGAGGAUUAAGAACAAGUCCAACUCGAAUUGUAUUGUUUCGUAA